Sclerotinia borealis F-4128 is the source of this 2985-nucleotide messenger RNA. The record is from the annotation of a GenBank genome assembly. Lineage: Eukaryota; Fungi; Ascomycota; Leotiomycetes; Helotiales; Sclerotiniaceae.
AUGGAUACUACUUCUGCGAAAUCCCAGGAUUUGAGUGGCUUGCGGGAACGACAUAAUAAUGUUCCUACAACAAAUGAGGAUAAUAUGACGGCUAGUUGCAAUGGCUCCGAACCACCCUUAGAAGACCUCGAAUUCGAGAAGGACAAGAAGACGUUUGGCAGAACUCCAAAUGGUACCAUAUUUACAGUACCCCAGACUCAUGAUAUGGUAUCUCAAUUACUCGACCCUCGACAACCCAAGAACAUCUCAGAUUUGACAGUCUUGGUCAUACUCGCAUUUCAUAUAGUCGCCCUUUGCGCAUUGCCAAGCUCGCUGAAGAGACCAGUAUUCGCAGUCCUCUUUCUAUUCUGGCGAGGAUGUUACAAUGUCGGCAUUGGAUAUCUCCUUCAUGUACAAUCGCACCACAAAAGAAUGGUGGCAUGGGCAAAGAAAUGGAAUAUAUUUGAGAACCCGAAUACUGGCAAAAAUCCUCGACCAUGGUUAUACAAUUUGAUCAAGACUGAAUUAGAGACCAAAAUCCCAGAAGAUUACAAAUUCGAGGAAGCACCUAUCGAGUAUAACACAUGGUUAGUCUUUCGAAGGGUAGUGGAUCUGAUUUUGAUGUGUGAUUUCACAUCAUAUUGUCUCUUUGCGGUUUCUUGUGGAGGUGCACCAGCCGAUGAAAGUCUUGCCAUGUCAAUACUUCGAUGGGGUGCAGGAAUCAUACUCGUUUUAUUUAAUCUCUGGGUCAAACUUGACGCGCAUCGAGUGGUCAAAGAUUAUGCUUGGUAUUGGGGUGAUUUCUUUUACCUAAUCGAUCAAGAAUUGACAUUUGAUGGUGUCUUCGAGAUGGCACCUCAUCCAAUGUAUUCUGUUGGGUAUGCUGGUUAUUAUGGUAUCUCAAUGAUGGCUUCAAGCUACAGCGUGCUAGCAAUUUCGAUCGUUGCACAUAUGGCUCAAUUCGCAUUCCUACUCAUUGUGGAAAAUCCUCACAUCGACAAAACUUAUAAUGCGCCACCUCCCAGAAAGCACCCAAAUAACGCAACCCCAAGUGAUAUAGAUCACGCAAACGCAAUAGCAUCAAGUAAAGAUGGCUUUGAAUAUAGUGUAGAUUCGUCACCUAUUCAAACACCACCACUGAUUACCACUCAACCAUUAUCAGUUCAUAAUCUUAUGGGAUUAGGCAACAUUGAUCUAUUCCGGAUCACAGAUCUUUCUGUUCUCCUACUCCAAGGUUACGUCUUUCUUAUUACUGCUCUUACGCCCUCGACGCCAUUCUAUCAAGCACUCUUUGUAAUCAAUGCCAUUUUCUGGCGCUUGUGGUACUCUGUUGGUCUGGGAAUCAUUCUCGAUAGACAAUCAAACACCAAGAUGUGGACACGACACUUUGUCAAAUACGGUGAUAGUACGGAAGAAGCCUGGCGACAAUGGAAAGGGAUGUACCACUUAAGCAUGACAAUGUGCUACGCGAGUUUCAUUGCUGCAACCUGGAAGAUGUACUCGAUGCCUUCGGAUUGGGCCUAUGGACUUGUUUUAUUGCGACACGUUCUUGGUACUGGUUUGGUCUCUCUUCAACUCUGGACUGCCAUCAGUAUCUAUGAAUCCUUGGGUGAAUUCGGAUGGUUCUUUGGAGAUUUCUUUUUUGAUCAUGCUCCCAAACUUACCUACAGUGGUAUCUAUCGAUAUCUUAAUAACCCAGAACGCAUAAUUGGGCUCGCUGGUAUUUGGGGAGCCGUUUUCAUCACUGGAAGCCGAGCUAUAUUCUUCUUAGCACUUCUCAGUCACACGCUCACACUUGCGUUCCUUCAAUUUAUCGAAAAGCCUCACAUGCAGAAGCUGUAUGGAAGAAAUCUUCGAUCAGAAGCAGGCCUUUCAAAAAGUAUCAAAAGAUCAUUACCGCCUCAAAUCAAGAAAUGGCAUGGUAAUGUUGAUAGAGUCCUGGAAGAAACAGGUCAUUUUGUCGAGGAAUUUCUAGAUGCCGCUCGACCGAAAUUUGCAGCUGGUGUUUCUACCAUCAUUAGAGAUACCUCUGCACUCUUUAGUCAAUAUCCAGCUCGAUUAACCUUGACAAGAAUUGCACCAGAUUUGGCCGGUUUCGAUCCAAGAGAUUAUUCCGUCUCGAUUGAGGGUACAUCAUCUGAUUCGGCUAUGCACAAACGUACAACUAGCAAAGAAGGAAUCAAUGCCCGCUUUCCACAAGAACGAACAGACGAAUUCAAACCUCUCGUUUUCGAAUAUGGUGCACCGAUCAAAGUAAAAUGGACAGGGCCAAUAAAACAUAGCAAAGCUGAUUGGGUAGGUAUGUACAUGGUAGCUGACAAUGCAUCUCGAGAAGUAACUCGAAUUUCUUCCACGGGUCGUUGGGUCGCCACUGGCCCUAACGAGUACGAAUCCACUCCAGCAGAUAAAGGUAUACUCGUCUCGGAAAGAAUUAUCUCGGGCGCAGAACGUAUUGAUGGCUCCACGCAAGAUUACAUGGAAGGAGAAAUGCUCUUCGAAGGUGAUAAACUCUUCUGGACUCAAGGAGUUUUCGAAUUUCGUUAUCAUCACGACGGCAAACAUAAUGUCAUGGCCAUCUCUCUCCCUUUUGAAAUUCGCAUCUCCCGCUUCGACGACGAAAAUUCAAACCUAAACAUUUUCCUCGGUUCCGACAAUUCCCCUAAUCAAACUCUCAUCCGCAGCGCUGUCGAACAAGCUUUAUUACCCGUCGUACGGAAUUGCUUCGAUAGAGAUCCUAAUAUUGCCCCUAAUACUGUAGAUGAAAGUUUUGGGGAAUUAGUAGCACGAGAUGGAAAAUAUCCUCGACGCGUGGUGCAUGCUGUGCAUUAUAUGUUUGGGAUAGAAUUUGCACCCGAGGUGGUGAGAGCGGAUGGAAAUGUGAGGAAUUUGGCUUGGAGGAUUUGUAAUGCGAAGCAGGUACUGGCUCCGUAUAGUAUGUCGCUUUCUAAGGGGACUAAUACACCUAUUGGGGAGGGAGAGGGGGAUGGAGAGGGGGAGAAGGUUUAA